Hibiscus syriacus is the source of this 4680-nucleotide messenger RNA. RefSeq names its product helicase-like transcription factor CHR28. The record is from RefSeq and is a predicted model, not a curated record. The transcript is spliced from 12 exons. Gene Ontology annotation, molecular function: ATP binding; ATP-dependent chromatin remodeler activity. Lineage: Eukaryota; Viridiplantae; Streptophyta; Magnoliopsida; Malvales; Malvaceae. Bases 301 to 4374 code for a protein of 1357 amino acids.
AAGUUUUUAACACCGAAAGGCCAAAGGGUUACCACAUUCUUCACGACUCUCUUCUCAUUUUUGUUUCUCUCUUUUUGGUUUUCCACAGCACAAAAGAAAGAAAGAAAAGAAAAUUGUAUUCGAUUUGAAACCGCGACGCCGAUUUUCUUAUGAAUUUCUGUCUGUUUUCUUCGUUUGAGUGAUUCGAUUCAGAUCCAUGACUUUGUUAUUUCCGGUGAAUUGACCGGGCUUUACGGGGGCUUUUGGGUAGGAUUGCGCAGAGCAAUUUGAGGUUUUUAGUUUUUUGUUCCCUUUUGUCUGAUGUUGAUGAUGGGGGAGGGGAAUAGGUAUAAUGAUAGCCCCGAUUACUUGACAAGUGGGGAUCCCUCAGCCGAUUUCGAGUUUGAUGGUCUAAGCAUAGAUCUCGAUGACAUCAAUCGCAUCCUUGAAGAGAAUUCUGGUUCUUUGCAGAGCAAGCCAGAAGACCCACCAUUUAGAACUCAAGGGGGCUUAGCCUUUGAAUCCAACCAGUUUCAGAGUGGGUAUUCUUCCGAGACUUCAGGUGCUAGGUCAGGGUCUGUAGAUGGUUUAUUUGAUUAUCAUGGGAAAUUGGAAGCCCAUGCCCAUGAUUGUUCUAUGGUCCAGGCAUCCUCCGCAAGUUUUGAAGACUGGUUUUCAAUUGCUCAAGUGACACCCUAUACAGAGAGGGUUGGCAUGUCUCUGCCUGAGAUGCCUAGCUGUAGUACAGCAUCUAGUUUUGUGGAGAUAGAUGACAACCACGUGUUAGAUUGUGGAGAUAAUUUAAAUUUUGAUCUUGUGGAUAACAGAAAUGGUACAGAAUCCAAAGAUACUGCAGCUGAGUUCGACAAAAAAAAUUCUUUGCUCGGCCCUGCUGUUGAGAAUAUAAACUUAGUAUUUGAUCAAUGUGGUGAUAUUCUAACUAAUACCUUGGAAACCCCAGAAGCUCCUGAAAAUGAGGUAGCUAUCCCUAUGGAGUAUUCCUCUGUUGGCGCUAAUAAAACUUCACAUAAUAUCAUUUCUAAUGAGUCUACCUUCUGUCACGGGUCUGAUAUUGUUAGUGGUGUUUGUGAUAUUUCUUCAGUUUUACCUAAUUGCAUGAAUGGAGAUGAUGGAUGUUUUACUGAUUCCCCAAUGCAAUACUUGUAUAAUUCCCCAAGUUUUAUGUUUAAAGAAAGGAAGGAGGGUGAAGCAAUUGAAUAUCCAACCGAGAGUGCAUGUUCUAGUAGUAGGAUGAUUCUUCAUGAUCAGGGAAGGAUGGAUAAUAGGUCUGUGUCACAACUCUCAAUGACUGAUUUAUCAGAUGUAAAGAAACAUCAUUUUGAAGUAAAAGGGAAUGGACAUAUUUUACCAGCAUUUAAAAAGUUGUCAUAUACUACUAAUGAUGGACAUUCUGAUGACAAAGGAUCAGUGCAACCAUUUGAUCGCUUUGCUGUUUGCAUAAACAAUGAACAUGAUAAAUUGGUUACACCUGGCAACAUUUUCUGCCAGUCUGCUGGAUGGAGAAAGUCUAUUAACAGGGUCAAUUCACUUGAUGAAUACUCUAAGCAGUUCUUGUCUGAUGUUUCACCUUCUAUGUCAAACCAGCUAUUUGUGGUUAAUGGCAGGGAUGUUCAUCAUUAUCAUCAAGAUAUAAAUCUAACUGUUAGUAGUCAAACUUCCCUUGGAGGUGGAUAUUCGGAGCAAUAUUUUCCUAGCUCUCAUCCAAUUAUUUCAUCCAUGGUGCAUUUUGGUUGUUCUGAGGAUGAAAAACAGAGCACAUUGAUGCCUUCCAGGAGUAUCGAUCUUUCAAAAGUUAGUCCUGAAUCUAUUCAUAGCAAUUCUUCAGACUGCAGAUCUCAUGUUGAUGGUGACCCUGAUAUAUGUAUUCUUGAAGACAUUAGUCAGCCUGCCCGCUCAAAUCAGUCUAUGGUGCUUGUAAAGAAGACUCCUAGUUUGCCAAAUUCUGCAUUUAGUAAUCCGCAUCAUUACUCUGGAAUGGGGGGUAUCAGGUUCAAGGGAAAUGAUGAGCGGCAAAUUUUUCGGGUUGCAUUGCAGGGUCUUUCUCAGCCGAAGUCUGAAGCUAGUCCACCAGAUGGCGUUUUGACAGUACCUCUUCUACGGCAUCAGAGAAUCGCUUUGUCAUGGAUGACCCAGAAGGAGAAAGCUGACUCAUGUUGUAUGGGAGGAAUUCUUGCAGAUGAUCAGGGAUUAGGAAAAACUGUAUCAACAAUUGCACUUAUUCUUAAUGAAAGGCCUCCAUCUUCGAGAGCAUCUUCUCAAGAUAUAAAAAAGGUUGAGAUGGAAACGUUAAAUUUGGAUGAUGAUGAUGGUGAUGGUGGUGAUGUUGUGGGUGAUGAUGAAGGGAUGAAGCAAGAAUCUGACAGCAGUCAAGUCAUGUCAAAUGGUGCUUCGAAGAAAAGAUCUUUUCCAUCAGCGCAAGCAAAGGGAAGGCCAGCUGCUGGAACUCUCAUUGUAUGUCCCACAAGUGUAUUGCGACAAUGGGCAGAGGAGUUGCAUAAUAAGGUGACGAGCAAAGCUCAUCUCUCUGUUCUAGUAUACCAUGGAAGCAACAGAACAAAGGAUCCUUUUGAGUUAGCAACGUAUGAUGUUGUCCUCACUACAUAUUCUAUUGUUAGCAUGGAGGUCCCAAAGCAGCCUCCUGUUCAUGGAGAAGAUGAUGAGAAAGGGAAGUGGGAAAGUGACCAUGCAUCAUCAUCUAUGGAUUUUCCACCAAGCAGGAAAAGAAAAUCCCCAUCUAGUUCUAAUAAAAAAGGAGUGAAUUAUAAGAAGGGAGUGGAUGAAUUGCUUCUUGAUUCUGUUUCUAGACCUCUUGCUAAAGUUGGAUGGUUUAGAAUUGUCCUGGAUGAGGCCCAAAGCAUAAAAAACCAUAGAACUCAAGUUGCUAGGGCCUGUUGGGGCCUACGUGCUAAACGUAGAUGGUGCUUGUCUGGUACUCCAAUUCAAAAUGCCAUUGAUGACCUUUAUAGCUACUUUAGAUUUCUGAGAUAUGAACCUUAUGCUGUUUACAAGUCAUUCUGUUCUUCCAUAAAGAUCCCAAUUUCUAAAAGUCCAGCAAAAGGGUAUACAAAAUUGCAAGCUAUCUUGCAGACAAUAAUGUUACGUCGCACCAAAGGUACUCUUCUUGAUGGGAAGCCGAUUAUUAACUUGCCACCUAAAGUGGUAGAAUUGAAAAAGGUGGAAUUCACAAAGGAGGAACGUGAUUUCUACUCCAGAUUGGAGAGUGAUUCACGCGCUCAGUUUAAAGAGUAUGCAGCUGCAGGAACUGUCAAACAAAAUUAUGUGAAUAUUUUGUUGAUGCUUUUGCGCCUUCGCCAAGCCUGUGAUCAUCCUCUUCUGGUCAGGGGUUUUGACUCAAACUCUUCAAGGAAAUUGUCAAUCGAGACUGCGAAGAAACUUCCUCGGGAGAAGUUGACAUUUCUUCUGAGUUGUUUGUCUUCUUUGUCGUUGUGUGGCAUCUGCAAUGAUCCAUCAGAAGAUGCUGUUGUUGCUGUAUGUGGUCAUGUUUUCUGCAACCAAUGUAUCUCUGAACAUCUUACUGGUGAUGACUACCAGUGUCCCACCAGAAAUUGCAAAGCUCGACUCAGUGCAUCUUCUAUAUUUUCAAAUGCCACUCUAAACAGUUCUCUCUCUGAGCAGCCUGGUCAGGAUAGUUCCCUUGAUUUUUCUAGUUCUAAAGUUGAGGUAUUUGGGCCUUGUUCUGAGGAUAGUUUGUACGGUUCUUCCAAAAUUAAGGCUGCCCUUGAUGUCCUGAAGAAAGUAGCUAAGCCUCGAGAUGAUGGACUAAAGGCUAGUUUCUGUCCAGAAGGUCCAUCCAGUCUGCCUUCUGGGGAUUCACCAAGUGGUUUUCCUGAUGAAACAAGUCUGGUUACAGGUGAAAGUUUAAAUGAUUCCUCUAAGUUAUGUGGAGAGAAAGCCAUAGUAUUUUCCCAAUGGACAAGGAUGUUGGAUUUAUUUGAAGCCUGUCUUAAAAGUUCUUCCAUCCAAUAUAGAAGACUUGAUGGAACUAUGUCAGUCGCUGCUAGAGACAAAGCAGUGAAAGAUUUCAACACCCUACCAGAGGUAUCUGUUAUGAUUAUGUCCUUGAAAGCUGCUAGCCUUGGGCUGAACAUGGUUGCAGCUUGCCAUGUUCUUCUGCUGGAUCUUUGGUGGAACCCUACAACUGAGGACCAGGCAAUUGAUAGAGCACAUCGAAUUGGACAGACUCGCCCUGUAACUGUCUUACGAUUAACUGUGAAAGAUACAGUUGAAGAUCGUAUUUUAGCUCUUCAGCAUAAGAAGAGAGAGAUGGUUGCAUCAGCAUUUGGGGAAGAUGAAACUGGUGUUCGUCAGACUGGCCUCACAGUAGAAGACUUGGAAUACUUGUUCAUGGCAUGACAUCUUAUUACCUUUAAAACAGCAGUGGUAAUUUGCCUUCCUAAAUAGGAAGUGUUAGAUUUGCUCCCAAUAUCAUCGAAUCCGUGUUUGUGGGGAAUGGAAAGAUUGAAUGAUCCCCAGCUUCUUCGUUUUGAACCAUUUACUGACCCAUCUUCCCAGUCUACCAUACUCCAUUUCGCUAACCCAAUUACCAUUUUAUAGCUUCUUUUGGACCUGACCUGGAAGAGUUAAAACUCUUCCGACACUCUGAAUAGCCCUGAAAGAAUCCUCACGAUAUACUCGGUCAAAAAAGUAAAGUUCAUUUUU